AUGCUCUUCAUCUUUGCUAAUAUGCCAACUCCCGGAGGGGUGAACGAAACUUACGAGAAUAUUCUCCUACGGAUCGACAAGGCCGACGUCGAUUUUCUCCGCAGAACUCUACUGUGGCUCACCUUCGCGGUUACCCCUUUGACGCUUCUGGAACUUCGUGAAGCAGUGGCAAUGGAAGACGACAUGACAACGUACGAGCAGCUUGAAGAUUCUCGUCUAUUAAGACCUGAGGAUAUUCUGGCCAUCGGAGGAUGUCUCCUCUCUGUUUCCGAUGAAGGCUAUGUCAAACUGGCACACUUGUCAGUGAAGAGCUAUCUUCUCUCCACAGAUCUUAAGAAUCACACGGCACUAUCCAGGUUCGGCAUGGACCUUGCGGGUGCCAAAGACGAGCUGGCCAAAGUCUCUCUGAGAUAUAUGUGCUUGGACAGCCUCGCUAGCGGCCCAGCUUCGACCCUGCAAGACUGGGAGAAACGCCUUGGGUGUCACCCUCUCUUGCAUCACGCUUCCAGGUCAUGGUCAUACUACUAUCGGGCAGCGAGCCCCCGUCCACAGCUGAGCGAGCAGGUCUCUGCUUUCUUCGACGAUAGGUCUCGGGGCUCUUUCAUGUCCUGGGUCCAGAUGCUGAGUUCGAAUUGGAUCUUCAAGUGGGACGAGUACCCCCGCCAUGCUACGCCUCUCUACUAUGCAGCCUGGUUUGGUCUUGGGGAUGUGGUAGCUCACUUGCUUACCAGCGGAGUUGAUAUCAAUGCUCCCGGAAGUCGAUUUGGCGGCACCGCCCUGCAUGGAGCCACGUUACGAGAGCAUCCGCGAGUCAUGGAAGCCCUACUCGCCACGGCAGCGGACCCUUCCCAGGCAGAUUUCAACCACGUCGCUCCGCUUCAUACAGCUGCCCGGAUCGGUAACCCCGAAGUGAUCAGGCUGCUGCUGGACUACGGGGCUUCGAAAGACAAAGCCGACAGCCUGGGUGAGACACCGUUGGACUGGGCCAAGAAAGCCGGCCAGCAACUAUCACUAAAAUUGAUCGAAGGGAGCGAUGUGACCACGCCCUCCAGACCCCCGAAAACGGAUGGUCAAAAGGCUGUUCUUGUGUCGGCUGUGUCUGUCCCGACAAACGCGAUGCCCAAAAAUGCGAUGGCCAACAAUGCGAUAGCCAACAAUGCGAUGGCCAACAAUGCGAUGGCCAACAAUGCGAUGGCCAACAAUGCGAUGCCCAGAAAUGCUAUGGCCGAAAAUGCGAAAAGAAGAAAGGACAACUGGAGAAAGUCUACGACCAUGGGAAGGCCGGCGUCAUUUGGGUAA
Messenger RNA from Anthostomella pinea, 1299 nucleotides. NCBI's taxonomy places the organism in Eukaryota, Fungi, Ascomycota, Sordariomycetes, Xylariales, Xylariaceae. The record is from the annotation of a GenBank genome assembly.